Soboliphyme baturini is the source of this 2787-nucleotide messenger RNA. NCBI's taxonomy places the organism in Eukaryota, Metazoa, Nematoda, Enoplea, Dioctophymatida, Soboliphymatidae. The record is from the annotation of a GenBank genome assembly.
AGCAUGUCUAAAGGCUGCAAGUACAGUGGAUGUCGCAAACUGGAGAAGUACUGUUUGUAUGAGCGGCUCAAGAAGGUGAUCUCAGAUAUCUACAAGAUAACACAAUUGGCGUACGUGUACACCUGUAUGCAUGGCCCCUACGUGCAAGUGAAACAUAAUAUCGAUGUCCCGGAAGGUUUUACUUGUAUAGAAACGACUCCAAGCGGAUUUCCGGCCGAUUUUAAUUAUGGAUCUAUCCGGACGCCGUCUUGCUUCCUCUGCUUCCGUCGUGGCUUUCACAAGCCGCCGAUCGUCGACAUCGGCAUCCUUUACGAGUUCAAAGGCGAGAACCCGAUGCCAGACAUCGAAGUAAUUCGCAAGACACCGUAUGGUAGGAUCGCUAACCUGAACAAUGCCAAGGAGAACAUCUUCUUGACCUACCGACGUGCCAGGGAGAACGCCGCUAGCAAUCUGUUCUCGGUGAUUGACAUGUGCGUCAUUCUGCCAAGCAAGGGUGAGACUCCGCCCCAUACUUACUAUAAGCUAAACAAGAACCUGAAUAAGGGCCUGGUGGGCAACGACGUUUUUCUGUGCUACAAGAAGUCUUUGUCUAGCGUCAAUCAGAUAGCCUACCGGCCGGCAAUCCUCGACCGUUUCCCAGAUGACUUCGCCGGCUACCCGCUUCCACCAAGCACGCCGCUAUUCUGUCUGCCGAUGGGCGCCGUUAUCGAAUGCUGGCCAGCUAAAUGCCAGACUCCUGACAAACAGUUUACGACGUUUGUGCUCACUGACCAAAAUGGCCACAAGUUGUAUGGUGCCUCAGUGUCAUUCUACGAAGAUUAUAUGCACCCGUUGACCAAGCAGCAGAUGGAAAAACUAGGAUUGAAUCCGGAUGCCCACUAUCGUCCAGGAAGCUGUUCAGAUACUAGUUCGACGAAUGACCCCGCGGAUGAGAUGACAUUCCACACGAACAAGUCGAUUUGUGUCGUUAGCCGGUACCCGUUCUUUUCGGCGUUCCGUCGCUACUUGUUCUACCUGCAUCGGAUGUGUGCCUGUGGUAUCAGUAGUUUGCCGGUCGAAGCGUACAUCACGUACUUGAUGCUCGAGGUGCCGUUCCCGACGUCCAAGCGGCCUCGGGUACUGGUCCAGCUGGGUAACGAACGCAUCUGUUUCGACAAUCCUGAGGACUCUCCGCUACCACUGACCGGUGCCAGCUACGUCGAUUUCUUGACUUUGCUUGGCACCGACAACUGCAUCUACAUGAUACUGUUAGCUUUGACCGAGCAGAAGAUACUCAUCCAUUCGCUAAGGCCGUGGCAUCUGACCAGCGUCGCCGAGGCCAUCUGUAAUCUGAUAUUUCCGUUCCGUUGGCAGUGCCCGUACAUCCCUCAGUGCCCUCUGGACGUCGCCGGGGUACUGCACGCACCGAUGCCGUUCAUCGCUGGCGUCGACAGUCGCUACUUCGAUCUCUAUGAGGACCCCCCGCGCGACGUCACUUGCGUCGACCUGGACACGAACACCGUAUCGAUGUCUGAUGUGCGCCAACGUUUCAAGAUGAACCUCCUGCCACGCAAAGCCACAAAAUUCUUGCGCCAGCAGCUCGACCAACUGGCUGCCGAAACUGCCAAGGAGCUGUUCAGCGUCACGAAGAUGCGCUCGAAUCAAGAUUUCUUGCCAGUCGAAGUCGAUCUCAAAUUUCAGCAGCGUCGUAAGAACUUGGACCUAGCGAUCCAAGAGGCAUUCCUCCGGUUCAUGGCAUUGCUGCUCAAGGGCUACCAGAUGUACUUGCGCCCGAUCAAAUCUGCGCCGUCGGUCGGUUCCACUGAUCUGGAGUCUCUGUUCGACGUCAACGGAUUUCUGCGCAGUCGAGACAAGUCCAGUCAGGAGUUCUAUCGUAUUUUGGUGGGCACACAGUUGUUCAUCCGCUUCAUCGAGGAGCGUUCGUUCCUUACCGACAAGGACACCAACACGUACCUGGCAUUCUUCGAUGACUGUAUGGAAAAGAUCGACCAGUUCGGUGAGGUAACCGACCAUCAGAAGCUGCUUGAGAUGGAGACAUCGGUCGACUACGACCAUGCGGUGUUGUUCGCGCCGUCUGAGUCGCCGAAAGCUGCCGCCCCGUACACCUACCACGGCAUUUUCCCGAAGCUCGAUUUCAGCUUCGUCGGAUCCGGCAAGAGGGUCAACACGUUUCGAGCGCAGCGCACACCGGAUUCCGGCGGAUCACUCAUUGAAUCCACCCCUGCCGCAAGGCGCACAAAACAGGAAGCGAAGCUGGCCAUUAAAACGGCUCGUGAGCUGGCGCUUUCUCCGUUGCAGUGGGCGAAGUGUCUGCUGCUUUACACCUACAAAUUUAGAGUCGCUUCGAACGUGCUGAACCGUAUGGAGAACGCCAAACUGCCUAUGGUCGACGAGAUCUGCUAUCGUAUCAUGAUCCAGAUGUGCAGUCUCUACGAGGACCCGGUUCUGGCUGUCAAGAUUUUCGUGAACAUGCGGCGCAACGGCAUUAAACCAAACGCCGUCACCUAUGCUUUUUAUAAUCGGGCCGUGUUCGAGGCCCACUGGCCAAGUGUCAAGGUGCUGACCGCACAGAAACAUUGGACCAAGGUGCGUCAUGUGGUGAGAGCGAUCGCUCUUCUGCGCGUUGCCGUGAAGGCCAGGUAUCGCAAGCGCCGCACAGCCAGUCAGUACAGCAGCGAAAGUGGCGAUUUCAUCAGCCAGGGCAGUUCUUGUAGUCAGCAGGUCAGGCAGGGAGACACGAUUUCUGUAAGAGUUGUGCUUAUUUUCUCCAAUACUUAUUGUUUGUGA